This is a messenger RNA of Misgurnus anguillicaudatus (oriental weatherfish), 1749 nucleotides long. RefSeq names its product GTPase IMAP family member 7-like. The record is from RefSeq and is a predicted model, not a curated record. Gene Ontology annotation, molecular function: GTP binding. Lineage: Eukaryota; Metazoa; Chordata; Actinopteri; Cypriniformes; Cobitidae.
AGUUUCGUUUCUGUAUUAGUCCUGCCCCUCAAAUACAGCACACGGACUAAAAUUCAGAGCUACUUAAAGAAGCAUCCCAAACUGGAAAACAUGUCGAACCAAGGACCGAGAAGGCCAUACAAUGUUCAAAGUAACAGAUGGAGGUCCUACACAAACUCACAAGAGCCAAUAAAGAGUGAGACAUCUGCAGAAGACCUGACGCAAAACCAACUGCGUCUCGUCCUGGUGGGCAAAACAGGUGCAGGAAAGAGCGCAACAGGAAACACAAUCCUGGGAGAAGAGCGUUUUCUUUCUGAUAUGAGCAUGGGAUCAGUCACCAAAGAGUGCAAGCGAGAAUGUGGAACGGUGGCAAGACGAAACCUUCUGCUCGUAGACACACCUGGUCUGUUUGACACAGAUCUCACGGAUGAGCAAGUACAACAUGAGCUAAUACAUUGUCUAGCUUUGUCUUCACCUGGUCCUCACGUGUUUCUGCUGAUCAUACCAAUCGAGCGUUAUACGGAGGAACAGCAGCGGACCGUGGACAUGAUUCGAGAGAUGUUUCAUGAGGACAUCACCCAUCGCACCAUCAUUGUGUUCUCCCACGCAGACAAACUUCAGGAGCCCAUCGAGAAGUUCAUUUCAAGACAAAACCAAAAGGUUCAAGACCUCGUGGAAAUGUUUGGGAGGCGUUACAUGGCUUUUAACAACACAGAUCUUACAAACCGAUGUCAGGUUGUUCAACUGCUGGAGAUGGUGGAUAAGUUGCUGGUUCAGAAUGACAACACACACUUUACCAAUCAGAUGACGGAGGUAAUGCUGAAGGCCAAGGCAAUAAUAGACGAGAGAAUAACGAUUAAUAUUAGGGCGGAUGUACAGAAAAUGGCUGAUGAUCGCUGGACUGCGUUCACUGCAGACAUGAAAGAAGAUAGACAAGAUUCAGUGAGAAAAAAGAAGCGUGUCCAAGGCAGGAUUAAUCAGAUCAAGUCUGAUAUAAAAAAAGAGGAACAGAAUGAGAAACCCAUCCCAGAACGACUGAGACGGUGGCAAGAAUCUCUGGAGAUGGAUCAGAUGAUCUUCAGAAGACUUGAGGAGGAGGAGAGGGAGAGAGUGGAGCGAGAUCGGACUGAAAGGAUGAGUCUGGAUGCAUGGAUGCAUGAGGAGCAGAUGAUGAGAGAAAGUGAGAAGCCUAAAGAUGAUUCAAAUUACACUAAAAUCCUAACAACACUUACCAGCUUUCUGUUAGGGAUGGGCAUCCGUUCUUUUGCACCUAUGCUUUUGGCCUUUCUGUUCCCUGCUGCUCCAGUUGUAGCAGAAGCCAGCAUUGCAAUGAAGAUUUUAGCCCAAUUGCUUAAUUUUGCUGGAAAGGGCGGAGCUUUUAUUUUACCAGCCGGCAUUAAGAUUGCAACGCUGUGCACCAUACAAUAAUCCACUUUCAAAUGCUGAUGAUUUUAAUAUCUGUAAUAAUGCUGCUAUUUCUAGCUGUAGAUUGAUAUUUCCGAGCUCAUGGCUAUAAAAUAAUUUGAGUAUUAUUGAAAUAAUCUUUAUUCUUUCUUUAUUUUAUUCUCAUAUUGUUUCCAUCAGCAAGUAUAAAUAUAGUGAUUAUUUACUCAAAUCAUAAAUAUAUAUUUUUUGUUUAGAAACAUUAAAGUUGGAAUCUUUAAAACUACUUGUAACCUAUUGUGUAAUCAGUAACAGUUAUUGUAUUCGUAAAUUCAGUAAAAUCAAUUCUCAUUGUAUUCAUCUAAAUAAAGUGAAUUCUACAUUCAA